AUGCCCUGCUCAUCGAUCCUCACAAACUGGCAAUUCCAACUCUUGACCAACGACACCUCGCUUCCAAUCGCCUCCAACACAUUGUAUAAUGCGACUGUGUCAACCACAGGCCAUCAAAUCCACCUGGAUUUGCAAUUCAACAACCUAGUCCCCGACCUUUUCCACGAUGACAACGAAGUUAGCUUGCAGUGGAUAAGCAACGCGACUUGGAAAUACCGAGCUGUGUUUGAUGGCUGCGCCAACGACGAUGCUGCGACUAAUUCGUCAGCGCACUUGAUAUUUGAAGGGUUGGACGCCAUAGCGCGCGUGACGUUGAACGACAACGACUCGAUUCUAAAUUCCUCAAACGCAUUCCAUCGCCAUGUGGUUCCCCUACCUCAGCCGCAAUCGCCCCACGUGCUAUCGAUUGAGUUUGAAUCUGGAUGGCAGCAUGGAAAAAAGUUGGAGCGGGAGUGGGGCCGCAAAGAGUGCUGGAAUGGUGAUUGUUCGCGUGUUUAUCUGCGUAAGCCCGCGUACCAGUACGGGUGGGAUUGGGGGCCCACAUAUUUGACUUUGGGGCCUUGGCGACCCGUCACGUUGGUCUGUGGCGAUUUUAUAGAGGAUUUCUUUGUCAAGUAUGAUUUGAACGAGGAGAUGACGGAGGCCAAAUUGACGUUUGAGAUUCGCGCGAGGUUAGCGAAACCCCGCACUAGGGGGGCACGAAUCGUAAUUUAUGAUCCGCGCGGUGUCGAGGUUGAUGUAAUUCCGAUUGAACAAGUUAAAGUGGAUGACUUUUGCGUUGUUGAGUAUCUCUUGCACGAUGUCGAGUUGUGGUAUCCUUAUAAGUUCGGGGUCCCCACGUUGUACACGUUUGAAAUGUACUUUGAUUAUGAUGAUGAUAGUGUGUUGAUGUCGGUUGAGAAAAUCGGAUUCCGCAAAGUGGAACUUGUUCAAACUCAGGAUGAAUUUGGCGAGUCCUUUUAUUUCAAAGUCAAUGGAGUCGCCAUCCAGAUGCUUGGAUCGAACUGGGUUCCACAACACUCGUUCCACUCUACUGUUAAACCCGUAGAUUACGCAAAUAUUCUACGGCGAGUUGUUGAUUCGAAUCAGAAUAUGAUUAGAGUGUGGGGCGGCGGCCAAUACGAAAACGACGAGUUUUAUUCAUUGUGCGAUGAGUUGGGGAUCAUGAUAUGGCAAGAUUUCAUGUUUGCCUGUGCCAUAUACCCACUGGCACCAAUCGUCAAUCUGGUGGAAAAAGAAGUACGCGAUCAAUUGCAGAGAUUGCGAAGAUACGCAAGUAUAGUGAUUUACGCGGGCAAUAACGAGGACUAUCAAAUCGCCGAUGCAUUAAAAUUAGACCAGCUGAACAUUACCCAGUUUCCAGCUCGCGUUAUUUAUGAAAAAGUUAUUCCCGAGGCCAUACAUAAACUAGCAAACCAAGUCAUCUACCGGUAUGGAUCACCGUAUUCUGAUCCAUCGCAUAGCUCAUACGACGUAUCGAUUGGCGACUCGCAUCAAUGGCUAGUAUGGCAUGGACCACGAUUACCCUAUCAAGAAUGGCCUCAAUUGAGUGGCAGAUUUGUCAGUGAAUUCGGCAUGCUCGCCUUCCCCUCUUACAAUACACUUGCGAGCCACAUUUCACCCGAUCAGCUUUACUUUAACCUGACCAUGGUCAAUUUCCACAACAAAGCCAUGAAUGGCGUAGUGAAUUCGAAACAUUACGUUGAGCAAAACAUCCACAUUCCGUCCAAUUGCACCCUCGAAAGAUGGGUCUACUUGACUCAGCUAAUGCAACUGGAAGCUAUUUCACUAGCAUUUCGCGUGUGGAGAAGGAAAUGGCACAAGCGUGAAGUUGGUGGGAUCUUGGUGUGGCAAUUGAACGAUUGUUGGCCGGCCAUCUCGUGGUCGAUUAUUGGAUAUGGCAAUGUUCCGAAAUUGAGCUACUAUGGAGUCAGGCGGGAGCUGGCCGAUUUCGCCAUUGCAGGCUACGUGUAUUCUAAACCUAGACGCCGACAUGGCGAAAAGGCACAAGUGGUUCUCAAGGAAGAGGAGGAGGAAGAAGAAGAAGAAGAAUGGGAGUUGGAUGUAUGGGGGUUUGGAGUGGGGUGCAACAUGACGUUGGCAAUACGCGCAUACAAUUCCACCACGGGCCACGUUACCGACUCAUCAACCACCCCACGUUUGAAUUUUUCUUUUAAUAAAGUCAAUUCCAUCUUGACUGGGUAUACUCCCCACUGGUUGAAAAAGGCGACGAUUGUUGAACUCAGGCUUUUCCAUGCAGACGGCACUCUCGCGGCGGGAUCGAGUAUCUGGCCACAGCCAUUAAAGUCGAUAGACUGGGUCAGUCUAAACAAGGACUUGCUGCUUGGAAUGGAAGUCGUCCGACGAAGAAACGACACUUUGAUUAUCUUGUCUACAAACAAACCGGUCAAGGGAUUGGAGGUGUACGUUCCAGGACGGGAUUUGGAGAUAAGCGACAACGGCAUAGAUUUGUUUCCGGGCGAUAACCAGACUCUUGUGAUUGGAAAUUUGCAAGAGAAAGAUAGGAGUGGAAUCCGAUAUAGACACUUGUGA
This is a messenger RNA of Lodderomyces beijingensis, 2553 nucleotides long. NCBI's taxonomy places the organism in Eukaryota, Fungi, Ascomycota, Pichiomycetes, Serinales, Debaryomycetaceae. The record is from the annotation of a GenBank genome assembly.